AGAAAAAAGGGGGAUCAUUCUCCCGGUCAUAUAACGCCACAUCUCUCUUUCCUCCUCUCCACUGGCGGCUUAAGCGACGCGUAACCGACACCCCGUGCUCCUCUCCCAAACCAAAGGCGCUUUUUUUGCUUUGCUAUGCGGAACCAAGAGCCAUGAAAAUGCUUCGAUUCCGGAGUCCGAGCGUCUCCUCCCUCGCGCAGGAGGUCCAGUGCACGGUUCGGCUGCUCGACGACUCCGAAAUCUCGUGCAGCAUCCAGAGAGACACUAAAGGGCAGUUUCUCUUGGAUCACGUGUGUAAUCAGUACAGCCUGCUGGAGAAAGAUUACUUUGGCAUCAGAUAUGUGGACCCAGAGAAACAAAGGCAUUGGUUGGACCCGAGCAAACCAGUCAUGAAACAGAUGAAAUGUCAGCAGCCGUACACUAUGUGCUUCAGGGUGAAGUUCUACCCUCAGGAACCAAUCAAGAUCAAGGAAGAGCUGACAAGGUAUCUUCUGUACCUGCAGUUGAAGAGAGACGUGUACCACGGUAGGCUGUUAUGUCCGUUCGCUGAUGCUGCGUAUCUUGGAGCCUGUAUAGUACAGGCUGAGCUUGGGGACUACGAUCCUGAGGAACAUCCUGCAGACUACAUCAGCGACUUCAAGCUCUUCCCCAAACAGACCCUCAAACUAGAGCGCAAGAUCGUGGAAGUCCACCAGAAUGAGCUGAGGGGUCAGUGUCCUGCUCUCGCUGAGUUAAAUCUUCUUCAGAGGGCUAACACACUGGACACAUAUGGAGUCGACCCACAUCCCUGCAAGGAUUUCACAGGAUCCACAGCCUUCCUGGGAUUCACUGCAAGAGGGUUUGUGGUUUUCCAGGGAAAUAAGCGGAUCCACCUUUUAAAAUGGGCAGAUGUCAGCAAGUUUAAGUUUGAAGGGAAAACGUUUUAUGUGAUUGGAGUGCAAAGAGAGAAGAAACUGGUUCUGACGUUCCACACCUCCACACCAGCAGCCUGCAAACACCUGUGGAAAUGUGCCGUGGAAAACCAGGCUUUUUACAAAUGUGCAAAGUCCAGUCAGAUCAAGACUGUGUCCAGCAGCAGUAUAUUUUUCAAGGGAAGCAGAUUUCGCUACAGUGGUCGGGUGGCUAAAGAAGUCAUUGAAGCCAGUUCAAAGAUUCAGAGAGAUCCUCCUGUUGUACACAGGUCAGGAGCUGUAGAGGGCUCAGAUAUGGAGGUUUUCGGAGAGCAGGAGGAGCGUGUGGUGGCUCGUGAAAUGGUUGCUGAGGAAGCUCUAUGGGAGGAGGAUGUAGAUGAGGUUCUGAACGCGGCUCUGGAUGAGAGUUUGGAGGAGCGAGCGGAUGCCAUGCGCUGUCAGGUGAAGAUCACCACACGUCACAACCUGCAGCUCCGCAUGGCCAACUACACGGCACGAGACGUCUACGUGCGGCUGCUCGGCCAUGGAGAUCGCAUCUCAGGAACCGGACUGUCGGCUUUGAAAGACUCGGUUCAUCUGUCUCCACUGAAACCAUCGGUCACUCCUGAAGAGGUGGAGGUGGAGGAGAGGGAAAACCACGUUCAGGAAGACGAGCCAGUCAACAGGACGAGAGCGGAUGAGGACGUAGACCAUGAAGAUGAAGCGUGCGCGGCUCUCACCAUAUCUGACACAGCGUACAGCCCAUGUGCCAGCGUGGUGCCCACACCGGUGGAGGAGAGCCAGGGCGGCCUAGACCUGCUGUUCCAGAGUCCCGCGCGCCUGCUGAAGGAGCUGCACGCUGACCCAGAGAUGCAGCUGGAGCUCCAGGCCGAGAGGGAGCGGGAACUCGCCAGAGAGGCGUUUCGUCAGUCGCUGUGCAGCCCGUCGAGUGGACGGCAGCAGAUGCAGGCGUGUCUGCUCAGUGCCGCCCGUCUAGUGGUGAUGGCCACGGGUCUCCUCAUCAUUCUGCUUCCCCUCCUCCUCGUGCUGCUGGAGUCGGACCUGGACAUCUCAUUCUUGCACGACAUCCGGCAGACGCCGGAGUUUGAGCAGUUCCACUACGAGUACUACUGCCCCCUGCGCCGCUGGAUCCUCUGCAAACUGGAACUCAUGACGGAGCAGUUCUGGGGCGACUGAGGCUCACAGGGAACAGGGGGCGGGAAUAUAAUGGACAGGACAGGUUUGCUCUCCUACAUCACAUGAUUUAUUCAUUCACAUCUUUUGCGGAUCACGCCGAUGUGUUCUCGUAGCAGUACUGGAGGCAGUUUUCUAGCGGUAGCGCUGUAGUUGUCUAGUGUUUUAGCCAUAGUGUUAGACAGCGGACAGCAGCAUGGGCCUUUAAAUGGUUAAGUCAGCUUCAUUAAAGGUGUACGACAAGCACAGCUCUGAUAUAAAUGCAUUGGAGCAUCAUACAUUUCAACAUUGAUGAUGGAUAUGUAUGCCUCUUCAAUAUUUUCAUUCAUUUCACCUGCCUGUUGUCAGAAACAUGAGUGUCGGUCAGGGUCCAAAAUUAACUUUUUGCCCUACAUUUCAAUGAUGAGUGAAUUUUGUGGAUGGAUAAUUUUAUUAAAAAAUUUUUUGCAGGUUUUUCUUUGUUUUGGUCUUCCUACGACUAUUAAUAAACCCCCUUUCUGUCUAAUAUAUGAACGU
Sinocyclocheilus rhinocerous is the source of this 2600-nucleotide messenger RNA. Its product is annotated as FERM domain-containing protein 3-like. The transcript has 14 exons. Lineage: Eukaryota; Metazoa; Chordata; Actinopteri; Cypriniformes; Cyprinidae. Gene Ontology annotation, cellular component: cytoskeleton. Gene Ontology annotation, biological process: actomyosin structure organization. The record is from RefSeq and is a predicted model, not a curated record. Gene Ontology annotation, molecular function: cytoskeletal protein binding. Bases 153 to 2087 code for a protein of 644 amino acids.